ACUCAAAAGCCAGACGCCGCUUCCGGUGUCGCCACCUUCUUUGUCUUCGGCCCAACAUUUCGAUACUAAGGGUUGUGUAUUUUUCCACCUUGUUUGAGGAUAUAUUCGCACAUAUAUCCAUAUUUUUCGGAUGUUGAAUGACAGUCGAUUCUGAAAUAUUUAUGCCUAAAAGUAAAGCGCCAAAAAUGGAUGACCUGGACUACAUCCCAGUAGACCUGAGCCCAGAGGAGCGCUCUGAGCUGGAGGACAUCCGCAGGCGGAAGAGCGUCCUGCUGCAGGAGAUCCAGAGGCUCAGAGAAGAAUUGAGAGAAGCAAUUUUAGAAGUAGAAGGGUUGGAGUCCAGCACAGAGGGCAGUAAAACUCUACAGAAAAGUAGACAUGUUGCAAUGGGAAGGAAAAAGUUCAACAUGGAUCCAAAAAAGGGCAUUGUUUUUCUGGUGGAGAACGAGCUGCUGAGACACACUCCAGAGGACAUCGCUCAGUUCUUGUACAAAGGAGAAGGUCUAAACAAGACCGCUAUAGGAGAUUACUUGGGAGAAAGGGAUGAUUUCAACAUCAAAGUUCUUCAGGCCUUUGUUGAUCUCCAUGAAUUCACUGAUCUCAACCUUGUCCAGGCCCUCAGACAGUUCCUGUGGAGUUUCCGUUUGCCCGGUGAGGCCCAGAAGAUUGAUAGAAUGAUGGAAGCUUUUGCUCAGAGAUACUGCCACUGUAACCCUGGCGUCUUCCAGAGCACUGACACGUGUUACGUUCUGUCAUUUGCCAUCAUCAUGCUGAACACGAGCCUCCAUAACCCGAAUGUAAGGGACAAACCUGGAGUGGAUCGCUUCAUAUCCAUGAACCGAGGGAUCAACGAGGGGGGAGACCUGCCAGAGGAGCUGCUCAGAAAUCUAUAUGAAAGCAUUAAAAACGAGCCCUUCAAGAUUCCAGAGGACGACGGCAACGACCUGACGCACACCUUCUUCAACCCUGACAGAGAAGGGUGGCUUCUCAAACUUGGAGGACGCGUGAAAACCUGGAAACGCAGAUGGUUUAUUCUCACAGACAAUUGCCUUUAUUACUUUGAAUACACCACAGAUAAGGAGCCGCGGGGUAUCAUCCCCUUGGAAAACCUUAGUAUCCGUGAGGUUGAAGAUCCAAGAAAACCAAACUGCUUUGAGUUGUACAUCCCCAACAACCGUGGUCAGCUGAUUAAGGCAUGUAAAACUGAGGCUGAUGGGAGAGUAGUGGAGGGGAACCACAUGGUGUACCGCAUCUCCGCCCCUACACCUGAGGAGAAGGAUGAAUGGAUCCACAGCAUCAAAUCUGCUGUAAGUGUCGAUCCCUUCUAUGAAAUGCUUGCCGCGAGGAAGAAACGUAUAUCUCUGAAGAAGAAGGAGGAGCAGCCGUAGACGUCUUCCUUGGCCAUUCUCCUCUCUGUUUCCACCACAGGACACAUUUCUGUCCCCUUUCUUGGUGUUCAGGCCUUCAUCCUGGGGGCUCCCCGCCAUCCAGUUUACACUACAGCGUAUUUGAAGCGGUACAGCCCGAGCACACUGUCUGCCCUGCAUUGCCACCAGAUUCCCCUCAUUCAGCAUUUAGGUGAACUGAAAAAAAGUGUUUUAAACCAUGUUCACACUAAGAUGGAUUGUUUAAAAUUAAUUUUUUGAUUAUAAUCUUCUUAAUGCCACUUACUAAAUUUAAAAAAAUAUUUACUUUGCUGAAGGGUUUGAAAAUAACAGUUAACAAGUCCAUAUUAAGAACACGCUAAUGCACAUAUUCAUGACUUUAACUACAUCAACAGCGCAACAUUGCUAUGGCUGGUAAAUGAAGCCUCAUGCAUGGCCAUCAGAAGAUACAUUUAUCUGUUCUUCCCUCCUGUUUAGCAUGUGGAGCAGACAUUUCCAGUGUGGAUUAAACACAACAAAUGCGGCCUUGUGAUGGUUCUCUCUUAGUGUGAACAUGGUUUUAUUCAGGAUAGUAAACCACUUCGGUUGUUGUGAAGUAUUUGCCUUUAUCACUACAAUAACUACAUAGAAUUUUCUUUUCUCGUGCUUUGCCCAAGGCAAAAUGUGAAUUCAGUAUUGAAACACUAAGAAGAUUUAGUAGGAGUAUUUUGUCAGCGAAGAGGAGGAACGGCACUAGAUGACUUCUGAUUCCUGACAUCUGCUCAUUGCUCUUUCAUAGUAUGUGUAAUAGUUUUACACAUGACAUGAACUUUAGAUGAAGAUAAGAUGACUGACUUUAUGUUGCCAGAGUACUACGGCCUGAUCUUCAGCAGUGAAGUAGAAAUGUGUAGUACCUGCCUGGGGGAGUGUUAUCCAUGACUUUCUAACACUAUACUGAGCAACGAUCCUCACGUUCCCUCGGAUGUAAUGUUACAGCAUGCCACAAAUCGUACUCUUCUUCCUCGACACUACAGGAAAAACGCAGACGUCUGUCGCUAGUAAUGACUGUCAGACACUUCACUGUUAGAGCCAGGUCUGUCUGCUAUUUUGAGUUUUAAGAAAUCACCAAGGCAGCUCAUUGCGAUGUAUACUUUCUGUAAAUAGAUGUUAGCAUAUUUGUUUAUGAUACAUAGAAAUAAUUUAAUUUAUUCUUUAUCUUUUGUUAAAAUCUGAUUUUUGUACGAGCUCCUGUAGGACUGCAUGUUGAUCAACUGAGACGUCGCCGAUCAUGCUAGUGCACUGAUUUGAAAGGUGUUAGUGUUCCGUGUUGGCUUGGAGACGUUGGUUUAAUGUUGAGGUUGCUUUAUAAAUUGUCUUAAUUAUAGUAUUUGGAGUACAACGAGGACCGUUGGUGAAGAGGUUGAUGCUUUGUAGUCUGAUUCCAGUCCAUACUGUUGUUUUUCAGUAGAUCAGGCUGUGUAAAGCACAAACGCAGAUCUCAGUCUGCUAAGCUAACGUCCCGUCUUUAUUUCACCGAUCCAAUAAGAGGAAGCAUCAGCAUUUUGAUAGUACUGCAGUGCUUAACGCAAGCCAAAACACGAAUAAAGCUGUGAUUCUUUAAAUGAUGGUAAUGAACGCAUUUAGUUUAGAUUAGCUUGGCAUCCAGUUAAUGAACUGUUUCCAGUAGUUUAUUGAAGUGGUAUUUACUCGAUGGUAGGAGAAGUAACUGUCUUCUGCACUUUAUCAAUGUGAGCAUUUUGGAGAAAAUGCUGUUACUUGGACUGACAAUAGAGCUUCAUCCCUCUGUAGCAGCCUCUACUGGCGGCUCCACAUGCUGCAGCCUGCUGUAGAGCGUGUUCCACCGUCACAUCACCACACCAUCGCCUGGUCCAGUCCUGCUACAGCAGCAGAUUCCACUGAACGUAAGAAAAGCAUCCCGGUGCAUGAAGCCAGAUGGGAUGAGGACAUGACACGGAUGCAGGAUUGCUUCUCUUCUCCCCCAUUGCAUCCAGAGAACUGUAAAUGUAACCAUGUCCGUGCUUCUAUACACACGAACUGUUUGUAGGCCUUCACCUUCUGGGUGUUCUCGAAGUGCAAAGUUGCCAAAAAUAUUCUGCCGCACAAAAGCUUCCAUUACAACAAAAGUAUAAACACUGAAAUGUUCCGACUGGACGUGGUCCAGUCUGACUCCUGUGACCCCACAACCACCUGGUUAUUUUGUAUUUAUUUAUUUUUACUUACUGUGAGGUAAGGAUGGAUAGAUCAUCUGUAAAUGUAGCAAAAGGAAAAGCACGAUACCUUGGUGCCAGUAAACUACUGUGUAACAAUAAAAGGUAAACUGAU
Messenger RNA from Betta splendens (Siamese fighting fish), 3707 nucleotides. It is a transcript of the gene cyth2, whose product is annotated as cytohesin 2. Gene Ontology annotation, biological process: regulation of ARF protein signal transduction. Bases 138 to 1388 code for a protein of 416 amino acids. Lineage: Eukaryota; Metazoa; Chordata; Actinopteri; Anabantiformes; Osphronemidae. The transcript has 12 exons. The record is from RefSeq and is a predicted model, not a curated record. Gene Ontology annotation, molecular function: guanyl-nucleotide exchange factor activity.